Messenger RNA from Caenorhabditis remanei, 3477 nucleotides. RefSeq lists its product as uncharacterized. Lineage: Eukaryota; Metazoa; Nematoda; Chromadorea; Rhabditida; Rhabditidae. Bases 1 to 3477 code for a protein of 1158 amino acids. The transcript has 18 exons. The record is from RefSeq and is a predicted model, not a curated record.
AUGAGGCGAGGAACGCAAAAAAAGGGUGGAAAUAAGAAAAAGAACGGCGGAGGACCAAGAAAAUCUGGGUCGCCCUCAAAAGGGGGCAAUCGAGGCGAUGGAAAACCGACGGGAAGAGCUCCUAAAUCUCCGGAAAAAAUUUCCGACGAGAAAUCCUGUGAGAAUGUGCCACCAAAAGUCGUUAAGGGUCCCAUGACCCCAGAAAAAACACCGAAACCCGUGGAAUCAGAAUCAGCUGAUAUUUUGGAGAAAAAAGAGGGAAAAGAGAGAAAAAACGAGGAAAAUGGGAAGAAGAAGGAGAUAUCAGAGGAUCAAGUUGAUGGACGGGGGAAAAAGGAGGAAAAAACUGUGGAUGAGGAACAGAAAAACAGGCGGUCGGAACCUGUGAAACCGAAAGAAAAAGAUCCGGAGAAGUACUUUGAGAUCUAUGAUUGGGAGAAGAAUGACGACGAGUACAAUGUGCAACAGGCGAUCUUCGUCAAACGAUAUCAUCGGAAAUUCGCUGCCGUCCUUCGUCUCAUUGAUCCAGAAUUCAGAUACGCAGCUGGAAUUGGUCCAUGUGAGACAUUCGAUACGGAUGGAAUCAAGAAGUUGAUUGAGGGAAUGAAGAAGUUAGGAGUUCCCAAUCCAUGGCCAUUUGAUGAGCAAUUCAAGACCACUUUCGAUGAAAUUCGACUGUUUUUCGCUGAAGUUCUCACGAAAAUCAAGUUCUGUCUUCGUCUAGCAUGCGCGGAACGUGGUUACGAAUACAAAAGUGGAAAACAGAAUGCCCAUUCAGUUUCAGCCAUUUGGGAGGAGAAAAUGCAUCCGAUUGCCGAAUUGAAAACGAUAAAAUCGAUAAUGGACGAGGCGAAAUCAGCGAUAAUGAGAGAUUCGGCGGUGGAGGGAACGACUCGUUUCUGGUCGGAAUACGAUGAUAUUUUUAAUGAAAUUGUGCCGGCAUUGGAGGCAUUUAACUCGAAAAAGUUGUCUUCGUAUAGUAUUUCUGAUUGUAUGGCAACGAUUCAUGGACGGAGAGAUCUCGGAUUUAAGAUUACUGAGGAGGAGGUGGAUAAGAUGCUGGAGCACAGUUUCAAGGAGGAUGGAUUCGGAGAGUUCCCGCCGACAGCGUUGUAUGCUCCCGAAGUUUUCACCACUGUUAAUCAUCUCAAAUUAAUUUUCGGUCAACUCGAAAAGAUGUCAAAAGUGAUUGACAUCCGUGUGAAACUAUCAGGAAUUCAGACGAUUACUCGUAUAUUCGAACUGAUUGAUGACGAAGAAUCAGAGAAAAUAAUGAAAGAAUUCGAGGGACAUCCGAAGAUUCCAAUCGAGAAAAUGUUCAGUUUUAAUCCGAUUAAUUUCGAAGUUAACGGAGGAAAUCAACCGAAAAGAGGGCAAUAUUUGAAAGUAUUCUGUACGACACUGGCAGAGAAUAAUAUUGGAGAUGAUUUCAUUUUCAACGCGAAACGUCUCAUCGCCGCCCUCAAGACGCUCUAUUUGGUGUUCUCAGCUUCUGAAAUUAAUAUGAUAAUUUUCAAAAUUAUUUCGACGAAAUUGAAAAGUGAGAUUUUGGAGAAGGAUCAACAGAUUCUGUUUGAUGUGCUCCUAACACUCCCAGAAUAUCUCAAAAAGCUGCUGGAAAUCGGUCCGGAUUACUAUAAGGGAGAGCUCGCAGACAAAAAUGAGGAUAGUAUGUACUUCCAAAUCAAGAAUAUCAUCAAGAAUGGAGUCAAGGAUGGAAUUUCCAGAAUUUUCAACUUUUUGAAAUACAAUUCGGAACGAGAAACAUCUAUCACAAGUGCUGAAAAAGUGAUGCGAAUGGCGAUGAAAUGUAUCGAUUCGGGAUCGAAUCAAAUGAUGGCUGUUGAGACACUGAAACUGCUCACUCCUCUCUCGUUCACCAAAUUCCGAUUUUCAGACGAAUUUUUUGAGGAUUUGAUUGUGUUGGCACUCAGAAAGUAUUCGUAUCCCGAUCCGAAGACGUCGGUGAAGAAAUAUGAAUUCGUGGACACUGUAUUCGAAAUACUGGAUAAGUACAACGAGAAGGGACUUAUGAAAAUCGACGAGAAGAAAAUAAUGGAGGAUUGGGCGAACUGCAGCCACCCGUGGUUCUGCGUCUUCUAUCUCUCCUAUCGAUUCAAUGUUCUCAAAUUCUCCUCCCAGCGACUUCCCACUGAUUUUCCACUGCCAUCCGCAGGUGUUUGGGCGGAAAAAGGGGGAAUUGAUCUGAAGAAAUUUGUCGUUUUGGUAAAAGUUCCGACGUCGUGGCCGAAUUGUACGGAUUUGAAGGUUAUGGAGGAUCUUAUUGCAGAAUACGUCCCGGCUGAAGUUUCACGAGCAGAAUUGUACGCGGCUAUGAGAGAUUAUGUAUCGGAAAUGGAUCUGGAUGAAGGCUGGAAAAGGAAGCUCGUCACCGUCUUCAAAAACAAGAUUCAAUUUCUGACGUCUCACGCGAAUAAAGCGGAGAAAAAGGCAAAAGAGGAGAAGGAAAAAGAGUCGAAAACUGAAGAAACGACAGUGGAAGUGGCGAAAAGUGAUGUUGAAAACGUGGAGAAAGAGGCGGAAGAAAAGGCGAAGAAGGAGGCGGAGCCUGUGGAAAAGGGGGCGGAGCCAAGUUCUGAUAAAGAGGCGGAGCUUGUGGAGACGAAAUCUGAAACUUUGGCACCAGAAAGCGCGUCAGAAGGCGCGCCAGAAGAGCCGAAAGUUGAAGAGAAGAUUUCUGAGGAGUCGGUGGAUUCAGAAGACGUCACGACGAAAUCAGAAGACGUCAAGGAGGCAGAAAAAGAGAAAAGUGAAGAAUUGAAGUCACUGAACACCCUCCCACCGACCAGUUUCAUUUCAUUCUACACACAAGAACAAUGGGAUAUUCUUGAACAGAAAAUUCAGGUGGAGAUUAUGAGACAACGUGCGGAAAAGGGUUACUCGAAUAAGAUGGUCGGCGUCACUGAAAAUGAUUCGACGAAGAUCAACGAGUCGCCGAAACCGCACUACAAACUACACAAUUCGAUGACUCUAAAUGAUUAUAUUCAGGAAUACAAAAAAACUGGACAACCGCGUACUAGUUAUCCAGAAGGAAUUUGGCAUCAAUUACCACUGGAAAUGAAACGUCAGAUAAGAAGUCAUCGACAAAACAACAAUCAACAAUAUCAGAGCAAACGUCCAUCUGGCGGACGUGAAGAGCCGGCGAAACAAUGGAAACCGCCGUCGCAACAGCAGCAGAAAAACGGAGAGAGAUUCAGAAAGAAUUCUGAAAAAACGACGGAUCGUCUCGUCGAGCCAUACGGACACGAUCCGAAUGAGAAGUUGUCAGAUGACGCGUUCACUGAAAGCUAUUCGGCACAAUACUGGAGAAUUCUUCCUCAAAAAGUCAAAGUCGAGAUUAACAGACAACGAGCUAUCAAAGAAUAUCGCGCCAAACUCGCUGCUCAAUCCGCCGCUGCCACCACUGCCACCACCAACAACUUCCCACAACCAACUGGACAAUCUUCUCAAAAAUAA